Dermacentor albipictus is the source of this 1651-nucleotide messenger RNA. RefSeq lists its product as uncharacterized. The record is from RefSeq and is a predicted model, not a curated record. Gene Ontology annotation, molecular function: C-C chemokine binding. NCBI's taxonomy places the organism in Eukaryota, Metazoa, Arthropoda, Arachnida, Ixodida, Ixodidae. Gene Ontology annotation, biological process: negative regulation of chemokine activity.
UGCAAGGGGGAGCUGAGAGCCUUAUAUGCGUGUGCGUUUUUCGGAAAUAUUUGUGAACUUGCGCCAUCUUCAGAGAAAAAGAGCUGCGGGAAGUGGGAAAAAGCAGGAGAGCUGCCAUUGAGCGCCAAGUGAGUGUGAACAUAUAGUUUAGAAGAUUGCAGAAAAGGACGAAGAUCUAAUAGAAAUAGGCGAAAUCACCAAGCGCAAGUCAGAUGAAUUGGGCAACUAUUCCCGUUCUUGUGCUUGCCGUGGUGGUGGGAGCUCAAGGUUCAUGUGACCAAUAUGUUAUGAAGAUUACUGCCCUGGAAAACAGCACAUGCAUUCCUCACCGUUUCUCCGCGCCAGACGACAACCCCAUCGUGGAUGGGCUCAAUGGAUAUAAAUGCAGGCCGACUUUGAAAGUAACGACCAACUGCACGUGCAAGAUUGGAAGCGCUGCAACUGACAAGCAAUACUGUGUGCAAAGUAUCGCUUUCACGAAAGAUGACUAUGCAGUAAAUGUAACCCUCGGAUUAUGCAAUGCCAAAGGAUGGUGCGACAUCAAGGGCAUUGAGGCGUACUGGCAAGUGGACGUGAGAAAUCAAGAUGUUGCAGAACACCUGAAAGCAUUUCAACGGCCUCCGUGCGUUGCCCCCAGUGUCGACGUUUCACCGGAGCUGUCGGCUGCGGCAGGCUGCGAGUACUUCUGUUAUCAAAGGCAUAACAACGACAUCGACGAUGGAAGACCCUGCGUUAUGGAGUGGUAUCCGGCUAGCAUAACAGGAGAGCCAGUAGUGACACUUACUGGGGCUUGCUCUAAAGGAAUAUGCCGUUAUAAUGAUUCCAGCUGGAACCCCUCGGAAGGCUUGUGCCAUGACAGUGGUCGUUACAGCAAGUACGGCGAAAUUGUCGGAGGAUGUACGUAUAAGUGCCCGGACGAUACUAAACGAAAUCGCCCCUACGGACUGACGUGCUUGAUUAGCAAGACGAGGUUUACAAAUCGAAACGUGGUCGGCGUCUGCAAUGGCGGAUCCUGUGCCGAAAUCCGUGAGGACGAUCCCUGCGCAAUGAAGCAUUAUAAUGCACGAACUGUUCCGCAACGAGUAUCGAAGAGUUGUCUGUGUCGCGGUGAGCCGGUGGCUAAUGGAACAAUGUGUGCUUUGGCCUAUUCCUUUGGCUUCGAAGGCUACAUGUUGCAGAAAGUCGGAGUCUGCAUGGGCGGCACAUGUCAAGAACGGCCACCAGAGGGGCCCCCUAAACAUAUAUUUAAGAGAAAGGAGUGCAAGACAAAGGACGUGCAAGUAACUCCUGAGCUGAUGGUGGCUGCUGGCUGCCGAGCCACGUGCCGACGCUACGAGACCGAAGACCGCCCCAAUGGGACACUGUGCUUCCUGCGCUACACGCGGGGCUCCUUCAGUUACUUUCAAAACAGGAGAACGUACCACAUCGGUGAAUGCGACGGCGGCGAAUGCCGGUACUCCAGAAACAGCUUCUAUAUCAAGCUUUGAGCACGCCGACUGUGUCCCGCGUGCGUAUCUCAAAACAAGGAUGAGGGAGUACACGAGUAAGAUAAAAUCAUUUCACUGCACAUUGAAUGGCUGAGCGUGACUCCUGCAACCUAACCAGUUUCUGGUAUGCACGAAACAGUAAUAGAAGGGAAAUAAAAUACAUG